CCCUCCCUCCACAACGAAACAAAUCUGCUUCCCCUGUUUCUCUUCCCCCUCCCUUCGCCUCUCCUUCCAUCGCUCGCUCCCCCCGCUCCCCCUCCGCGCCGCCCAACCUCGAAAUCCAUUUCCGCCAUGCCGAAGGGCGCCAAGAAGCGCGCCAAGCUCAAGCAGCAGCAGCAGCAGGGCCACCCCGACGAUGGCGGCAACAACACCCACAACGGCAACGGCAGCAGCGACAACAACACCUCGAGCCGGCGCGACGGCGACCGCCACCACCUGCGAAUCCCACCCAACGUUCCUCACGUGGAUGUGAGCGAGGAUUCGAUGGAGAGUUCCGAGGAGAUGGUGACGCCCAGGGCCGCCGCGUCGGAGGCGGACGAGGAGGAGAGGAAGGCUACGUCCGAGGUGACCGUGGAGCGCGCCGUCGAGGUAAUCGAGGAAGAUGGCGCGGGGGCGGGUGAGGCUGGUGAGGAGGUCAUGGUGGACGCGUUGCCGCCGGAAACCGGUAGGCAUGAACGUGACGGUAAGGUGUAUGCGGAGGUGGAGGUGCACGCUGUUGUGCAGGAACCGGAGGUGAAGGAUGUGGUGGUGGCCGAGGCACCCUCGGUGCAGGAACCGGAGGUGGCUGAGUCACCUGUGGUGUUGGUACCAGAGGUCGAGGAGGUGGUGGCUGCCAGGGAGACUCCUGUGGCACCAUUGGAGCAUGAACCAGAGGUAAAAGGUGAUGUUGCCGCGGUCGUGGAGACAGUUUCGGCACCUCCGGUGCAGGAACCAGAGACGAAGGGUCGCAAUGUGGUGGUCAAGGACUCUGCUGAGGUGUCACGGUCUCGGGAGGCUGUUGAUGUGCAUACUACAGAGGUGGUGCGGGGACCUGCAGUGGCAGUGGCCGCUUUGGGGCAGCGGGCAACAUGGUGGAAUUGCUGCGGGCUUUUUGAUGCAUUUUCUGGUUCAGAGAGAUAGAUAAAGGGUUGGAACUUCGGAAGUCAAGAAGACAGAAGAUUCAAUGUUGUUCUGUUCAAAGCUGAUGGGCAGUUGUAACUAGGCUGGUUGGAUCGUCACAUGAAUCAUGAAGCUGAAGGAUCUUGAAUUACAUCGAGCUGAUGUUUCUCCCUGGCCUAUGUUUCUAAGUCUCUGAAAGUUACAUCCUCUUGGUUGUGGUUAAUAUUCUUGAUUUUCUUAGUACUCCAAAGUCCGAACACAUCCCCCCUUGUCUAGUGUCAUCUAGGUCCUGUCCUUGUAGCAUAAGAGUUAAGUGAGUCGACAGUAAAAAAGAAAUUUUGUUCUUUCUGCUUUUAUAUUUAUUUUUUGGGGUGUCAUCUGCUAUGCUCCUUUCUCACGGUUGUCACCUUGUAAGGAGUAUAUUGUAGUAUUGUUCAAACAAUUUGAGAUGUUCUUUGCAGCUUUAGCCCGUGAUAACUUGUGGAAUGUCAGUCAGAUUGCUCAUUAUAAAAUAAAAAACCUGAGAUGCCCACCAGAGCGUUCCACGA
This is a messenger RNA of Phragmites australis (common reed), 1481 nucleotides long. RefSeq lists its product as uncharacterized. The record is from RefSeq and is a predicted model, not a curated record. The transcript is spliced from 4 exons. Bases 127 to 954 code for a protein of 275 amino acids. Lineage: Eukaryota; Viridiplantae; Streptophyta; Magnoliopsida; Poales; Poaceae.